Messenger RNA from Dictyostelium discoideum AX4, 567 nucleotides. RefSeq lists its product as hypothetical. Gene Ontology annotation, cellular component: membrane; cytoplasm; endoplasmic reticulum. NCBI's taxonomy places the organism in Eukaryota, Evosea, Eumycetozoa, Dictyosteliales, Dictyosteliaceae. Bases 1 to 567 code for a protein of 188 amino acids. The transcript has 3 exons. The record is from RefSeq and is a predicted model, not a curated record.
AUGCCAACAACAAUCGACGAAGGUUUACCAGCACCACAUAAUUUUGUAUCUUUUACAACUUUAAUAGCAAGAAAAUAUCAAAAUUUAAUUGAAAAAACAAUUUCAUUCAUUCCACAAAGAUGGGCAUUUGUUGGUUUUUUAUCAUUCCUUUAUAUACUUAGAGUAUCAUUAUCAAGUGGUGGUUGGUAUGUUAUUACCUACGCCCUUGGUAUAUUUCUAUUGACACGUUUCAUUGCAUUUUUAUCACCAAAAUGGGAUCCAGAACUUGAAGAAGAUUCAGGUGAUUCAUUACCAACUACACUCAAUAGAAAUGAUGACGAAGCAAAACCAUUCAUUAGAAGAUUACCAGAGUUCCUUUUCUGGCACUCAAUUUUCAAAGCAUUAUUUAUUUCAAUUUUCUGCACCUUUAUUCCAUUUUUAGAUUUACCAGUAUUUUGGCCAAUUCUUUUAUUAUAUUUCAUCAUUAUCUUUUCCGUUACUAUGAAGAAACAAAUUAAACAUAUGAUUAAAUAUAAAUAUAUUCCAUUCACAGUUGGAAAGAAAACUUAUACAAAAAAUAAUAGCUAA